AUGCCCUCACCAUGUGGAUGCGGAAGGAAGAAGCGUUCCGUUCUUCUGGUGAAGUCAUCCACCGCUGACCAGACCUGCAACAGCCCCGCUGCUCAAGCCAUCCUCGCCAAGCACCUCGACACCCUCGAGGAUUACACCAAAGUUGCUGACAUCACCGCCCCACUCCACAGCGAGCUGGCCGCCCGGACAAACGGCCGCUGGCUGGUCCUCUGCGGUCCCAACACUGACGUUCCGGCCGCGUGGAGGGGUGACGCCACGCAGUUCUGCUCGGUGACGCACAAGCGGACGACGUGCCACGCCUUCCAGAUCGAA
Messenger RNA from Mesorhabditis spiculigera, 312 nucleotides. NCBI's taxonomy places the organism in Eukaryota, Metazoa, Nematoda, Chromadorea, Rhabditida, Rhabditidae. The record is from the annotation of a GenBank genome assembly.